AUGCAGGCCAGGCUCUACAGAUCCCCGGUGUCCCCCUGUCUACCUACAACACCACGACCAACAACACCAUUCACGUGCAGGCCAGGCUCUACGGAUCCCCGGUGUCCCCCUGUCUGUACUCCAGGGUCUAGAGAUCCUCGGUGUCCAAGACCUACUACACCAAGACCAACAACACCAUUCACGUGCAGGCCAGGGUCUACGGAUCCCCGGUGUCCCCCGGUCUGUACUCCAGGCUCUACGGAUCCCCGGUGUCCCCCUGUCUGUAGGCCAGGCUCCACGGAUCCCAAGUGUCCAAGACCAACAACACCAUUCACGUGCAGGCCAGGCUCUACGGAUCCCCGGUGUCGAAAAACAACAACACCAAGACCAACAACACCGUUCACGUGCAGGCCAGGCUCUACGGAUCCCCGGUGUCCAAGACCAACAACACCAAGACCAACAACACCAUUCACGUGUAGGCUCUGCGGAUCCACGGUGUCCAAGACCAACAACACCAAGACCAACAACACCAUUCACGUGCAGGCCAGGCUCUACAGAUCCCCGGUGUCCCCCUGUCUGUACUCCAGGCUCUACGGAUCCUCGGUGUCCAAGACCUACAACACCAAGACCAACAACACCAUUCACAUGCAGGCCAGGCUCUACAGAUCCACGGUGUCCCCCUGUCUGUACUCCAGGCUCUACGGAUCCACGGUGUCCAAGACCUACAACACCAAGACCAACAACACCAUUCACGUGCAGGCCAGGCUCCACGGAUCCCAGGUGUCCAAGACCUACAACACCAAGACCAACAACACCAUUCACGUGCAGGCCAGGCUCCACGGAUCCCAGGUGCCCACGACCUACAACACCAAGACCAACAACACCAUUCACGUGCAGGCCAGGCUCCACGGAUCCCCGGUGUCCAAGUCCUACAACACCAAGACCAACAACACCAUUCACGUGCAGGCCAGGCUCUACGGAUCCAAGGUGUCCAAGACCUACAACACCAAGACCAACAACACCAUUCACGUGCAGGCCAGGCUCUACUGAUCCCCGGUGUCCAAGACCUACAACACCAAGACCAACAACACCAUUCACGUGUAGGCCAGGCUCCACGGAUCCGCGUUGUCCCCCAGUCUGCAUUCCAGGCUCCACGGAUCCCAGGUGUCCAAGACCAACAACA
This is a messenger RNA of Eriocheir sinensis (Chinese mitten crab), 1162 nucleotides long. Its product is annotated as mucin-2-like. The coding region runs from base 1 to 1029 and encodes 342 amino acids. Lineage: Eukaryota; Metazoa; Arthropoda; Malacostraca; Decapoda; Varunidae. The record is from RefSeq and is a predicted model, not a curated record. The transcript has 6 exons.